Messenger RNA from Echinostoma caproni, 2034 nucleotides. The record is from the annotation of a GenBank genome assembly. Lineage: Eukaryota; Metazoa; Platyhelminthes; Trematoda; Plagiorchiida; Echinostomatidae.
AUGGCCUGUCGAGAUCCCUGGGUGUUGUACACUAUAUGUACUUCUCUCAUUCGCUACACGUUAAAGGGAUUGUACGAAGACAAGCUUCCUCGAGACAUUCCUGAAGUGGGUUUAUUGGUUCAGUUUUUGAUGUUCGGUUUGAGUUAUGAUCUCAGUCCACCAGCACUAUCAGCCGUCUCGACUAAAGAUCGGUCCAGUGGCUCGAAACGCAGCAGCUCGCCUGGAUUGGAAGAGGAUACAGUCUAUCCCAAGUGUCCACAAAAGGCUCUGGUCGGAUACAUCCUACCUGCAGUUGCCCAACUACAAGUGCUUACCUGGCGAGCCCAACUGGCUGAAGAGAUUCUGGCAACAAGCCAUCACUUGUGGCCCGGUUAUAACGUUGGUCAGAUUAUUGGUGUCCCCUGUCCUGGUGGUACCACUUCUGGUGCGAGUGAUCCUGGCCCUGGUUCUACUCCUCGCAGAUCCAGUGUAUCCGGCACGUUGGAUUCGCGAGAGUCCACCCAACCUCCCUCUGCAAUGCAAAAGCAGAUAUCAGACGCAGCUCAAUCCACUUCCGUAACAUUGCCCGCUGAUUACCUGGCUCACCCCAUCGGUUAUCUGAUCUUACAAUAUCACGCAUUGUUUGCACUCGAACGUAACGAGCUGACGGUUCUACGCGUGUUGUUAAAAACUGCGGCAUCGGCUGUACAGCAUCACUCCCGAGCAAGUCGCUCAACAAGCAAAUCAACGCCGAACAAAACUGCUUGUGCUUCUCCACCACCGUCAUCCAUCACCACAUCCGCAUCGAGUUCGAUCCCGACUCAGGCAUCGUCUCCCAUACCUACGGCUUCUUCUGCAGUCUGUUUUCGUUGGCGUCCAGAAGUUUUACAAGCUUUAGUGUUGGGCAUCUCGCGUCUGCCCAGCUCCUGUUCCGCCUUUGUUGACGCAAACCGGCCGGGUCACCAUGCUGCAGGUCCUGACUCCUCAACCCUGGGUGAUAAUGGUCCCCAGAUAGAUGUCGGCGCUAACACUACUGGAGGUUCAGUCACUGAGCACAACUCUGCUACCGGAUCGACAACCAGCGAGCAUUCGGCUGGAACAAUGCCUGGUGGGAGCGGUAAAGCUGUCUCUACAACGGGACAUUCAGGUCCAUUGUUCGACAAUCGCAUUGCUACCAGUAUGCCUAUGAUCAGCCGAGCCGAAUUGGCCAUGCUUUUGCGGGCCAGUUUGACUCUGGUCAACGACUUGAACCUGUUGGCGUUAGCCCAAAUAGCUCUACUUGUCCCCGGACCACAACCGGGAACACCAACUAGUGGGACAAGUGGAACGGGGGUACCAAGCACCGGAUCUAGUUUUCCCGCAGCCAGUACUCCGUUGACACCAGACGCACCUAAUCCCACAUCUGUUUCCAUGAUCGGGGGCACCCUUAGCUCUGGGGCCAAAAUUGGUUUAUACGGUGGUUACGGCCAGCAAACUCCGUUCUUAUCCGUGAGCGGAACGUCCGGUUCGUGUCGAAUCGGACCGUUCCAUAUGCCCAAUCAACCAGACGCUUGGUCCGGUGCGACUCCUCGAAGUCCUACCUCAAGUCGAUUUUCAAGGUCGUUGAGCACAGGAAGUACAAAUGGGGGUGGAACGUCUUACGUGUCUGCAUCGCGUUUAGAGUCCCGUGGCCCUGGCUCAUCCUCCUCAUCUGCUUAUUAUCAAUCGCAGGGAUUAAAUGCACCAUUACCAAUGGGAACCCCGUUAACCAAUCCCGGACAAGUCGGUCUGGGCGGGGCUACACCUAGUCUAUCUAGUUUAGUUGGAAUGAUCCCACCCACACCGAGGCGUCCGUCUACACCACCUCGGGAGUUCCUUCCGUCGUCUCCGGCGGUGGCCACAACCACAAGUGGCCUAAAUAGUUUCAAUCUACCAUCUCAUUUGAGUGCUUAUGGUACGGAGUUCCAGUCUUCUUGUCCUUCGCCUUCGAUACAUCGUUCGAACAAUGGAGGAUUACGAAACACACGUUCGUACUCGACGGCAGCUCGCCCCCAUUCUCCGAACCAAGACACUUAA